Molecule: messenger RNA, 1860 nt
Organism: Astyanax mexicanus (Mexican tetra)
Lineage: Eukaryota; Metazoa; Chordata; Actinopteri; Characiformes; Acestrorhamphidae
Gene: wdr25
Product: WD repeat domain 25
Exons: 6
Coding region: 653-1780 (375 amino acids)
Molecular function (GO): protein binding
Source: RefSeq, a predicted model, not a curated record
UCUCUGAUUAAAGCAGAGGCAGAGCUUGUAGGUUAGCUAGUUAGCUUAGCUAGAGAUAAGCGGAUAAACUGGCUCUGUUUAAAUUAGAAUAGUAGUAUUUAACAUCUCUGAGUUUAUUCACAGAUUCUGCGGUCUGAUCAUCAUUAUUAUUAUUAUUAUUAUUAUAUUUGUUCUGAAUGAUUUCGCCAUAAAUCUAUUCGAAAGCCUAGUGUUAUGUCGAUUUGUGUUAGGUUAACAGUGAGCUCUUCAGCACCCCUUAGCUAUAGUUACAGAUAGAUAAAGCUGCACGAAAAAACAGAAGUUAUGGGCAAAAUAACUUUAUACGAGAAUGGGCCCAGCAGAAGUAUAGGCAGGACAUUUGGAUGGCUUUAAUUUCUAGGUUAAAAAUGAGAUGGUAAGAUUUUUAUUUGUAUAAUUAUUAUUAUUUUGUAUCAUAAUUUACACUUUUGUAACAAAUCAAUCCAUACAAAUAAUAACAGCAGGCUCAUAUUAGUUAUAAUAAUCCACUCGGGUAAAACAGGUCGGUUAAAAAAGAGUUCUUAUUUAAAAAACAACAAAAAGACACUAUAAACAUUGAACAGUAAACUAGUGUUUUCAUCCAAUAUCUGAAAACAUCCAUAGUUCCUCAUUAAGCAGCCCUAACGACUAGGCUAUGAGUUCAAAAAGACCCCAGCCCACCCCAGCAGGAGUGAGGCCAUAUGUCUCAAAGAGGCAGAAGCUGUCCACACAGUCAGCAGACCUGAAUACAGAGGGUUCCUCCAGCUCCCAGCACACAACCCUGCAUCUGCUUUCAACAGUGUCAGAGAGGAUUCGGCCCCACCUAGGCAGAAAAGGAAGGACAGAGCUGCCGAAGUAUGUCCAGCAUCAGCUUCAGGCCCACCAGGGUCCAGUCAACACAGUGCAGUGGUGUCCAGUGCCUCAUCUCAGCCAUCUGCUGCUCUCUGCUUCUAUGGACAAAACUUUUAAGGUUUGGGAUGGUGCAGCCAGUGGACGCUGCCUUCAAACCUACUCUGGUCACAGUGGAGCUGUUCGAGAUGCAUGCUGGCUCCCAUGUGGACGCCGCAUUUUAUCUGGAUCUUUUGACAACACAGCUGCUGUGACAGAAGUGGAGACAGGUCAGGUGGUUGCCAAAAUGGAAAACCAGUUUAAGGUGACGUGCCUGGCCUUUCAGCCCUCAGAUCCCAGUGUCUUUCUGUGUGGAGGGUUCAGUGCUGAGGUCAAGGCAUGGGAUUCUCGAUCCUGUCAGGUGAUCAGAACAUACACGUCCAGGAUCCAGCAGACACUGGACAUCUUAUUUCUGGGUGAAGGGAGGGAAUUCAUGACCAGCACGGACAUGGUCAGUCAGGACUCUGCAGAUCGCACGCUUAUUGCCUGGGACUUCACCACUACUGCCAAAGUCUCCAAUCAGAUAUUCCAUGAGAGAUACACCUGCCCCAGUCUGGCGCUGCACCCACAGGAAGACUCCUUUGUUGCUCAGACCAAUGGAAACUACAUUGCACUCUUCUCAGCCCAGAGGCCUUACCGGAUGAACAAGAUGAAGAGAUUUGAAGGACACAAGGUGGAAGGUUAUGCAGCGCAGUGUGAGUUCUCUUCAGAUGGAGCGAUUCUGUCCUCAGGAAGCUCUACAGGCUCUGCACACUUCUACGACUUUCAGAGUGGACGAAGCGUGCUCAGGCUUCAUGCUCAUGAGCAGGCCUGCAUGUGUGUGUCUUUUCACCCUGUGUUAUCCUCGGUGGUUGCCACAUGUGACUGGGGAGGAGAGAUUAAAAUAUGGAACUGAACUCAGAGACUUUCAUACCUGCAGAGGACAAUUCUGUAUUUAUAUAAAGAAAUAAAGGACACUUUACAGUCAACACUCAA